AGCGAAAGUAGGACGGCGGCGCGCGCUGCAGCGGUCGCGCUCGCUCGCACACACGUGUCUGGUUUCGUCUGGCCUUCGACGGCUGUGCAUACGGAUGGGCUGCCGCGCCCCCAGAGAUGUCUCUCCAGGGCAUGUUGAAGCAUAUCAUUGAGGAGAAACUGUAUCAUUCCCUACGUGAAUCUCCUAAGAUCCAUAAUUGUUGUUGUCUUCAUCUUCAGAGAGGUGCCGUUCUGGUCUCCAUGGGAACCUACGCGGCUGGCUUGGGAAGAUGGCGGCUUUAGAGAGGCGGACGGGGGCCGCUCGGGAGCGGGACUCCAGGCUUCUGUGCUUCUAGAGAGCCGCCCCGCUACCGCGUGCCUUUCCCCCGCCGCCGGGAUGUUCGAGGACAGCGCGGCACGCGGUGCCGAUGUGGAGUCGCUGUGGCGAAGAGACCAGGGGACCCGCUGCGAGGCGAAAAGCUGCCAGACUGGGGAGAUCUCAACCGUAGAGGCUGCAGUACAAUCCCAUUCCAGCCGGGAUGCUGGCAUGCAGACCAAUCAAAGUGAGGAGACUAUCCAAAACUUGGAUCUCCAGAAGGAAGCUCCUGUGGAUUAUGCUGGCCUACUCUCAUUCCUUCAGGGAGUGGAGGAUGUUGUUAUCAAAGAGCUGAAUAAAAACUGGAGAAGUCAUGCCUUCGAUGGCUUUGAGGUGAACUGGGUAGAUCAGAAUGAAACGGUAUCCUGUUUGCAUAGCUUAUCAUACCCAGAGGCUCAGGAUCAGAAAUUGCAGGUGACCAGCAUCUCCUGGAAUGCCACUGGAUCAGUUUUUGCAUGUUCUUAUGGCAGGGUGGAAAGUUACCAAGCUGUCGUGUCCUGCUAUCAGUUUCACUUGUGGGAGAAGAUAUUGCUGUUUGUGCAGGAGUUGCCAGAUGACAAAAGGAGAUUGAAGUCCUGGUUUAUUCUGCAUGUCUGGUUUGCAGUGGAAGAAACUGAGGAGGUAGAAGGCACUGCAGCCUUGCCUUCAGAACGUUUGGAGACACUGAGGCGAAAGCCUGUCAUGCUGUGUGUGACUUUCAUUAGUAGCCAUUGCUUAUGUUCCGUUGAUCCUUUGUCAUCUACAGGUGGCCUUUACAGUGGGGAGGUCUUGAUAUGGGACAUGAGCAGGAUAGAAGAUCCCUUGAUCUGGAGGACAGGGAUGACAGAUGACACUCAUACAGAGCCAGUUUAUCAGGUUAACUGGUUACAGGACUCAAAGCACAGUUACCACUUCCAGAUUCUGAGUGUAUCCACAGACGGAAAGAUCCUUGUGUGGCAGACACAGAGAGAUGGUCAGCUGAUGUUAGUUGAAGGAUUCGCCUUAGUUGCUCAGCAGAUCCCUUGGAGUAUGAAACUUAAGAAGCGCACACGUGGGGAGACAGCUGUGGGUGUGACCUCACUCUCUUUCUCCUGCUUUGAUCCCAGUGUGUUUAUCAUUGGUCUGGAAGGUGGAUAUUCUCUCAAGUGCUCCACUGCAGUAGAGACUGCUGCUGUCCCUAGGACAGGUAACUCUGUUCCCCUCAAGGCACCUGCAGAGUUUGCCUUUUCUCCUCAUGGUGGACCUGUGUACUGUGUAAGCUGCUCACCUUUCCACAGGAAUCUCUUUCUGAGUGGUGGCACUGAUGGACAUGUUCACUUGCACUCCAUGCUGCAGGCACAGCCCCUUAUUUCUCUCCAGUUAUCAAAGAAGUAUCUGUUUAGUGUGCGCUGGUCUCCAGUACGACCCUUGGUCUUUGCAGCUGCCACUGGAGAAGGAGAAGUGCAGCUGUUUGAUUUUGGAAAGAGCUCCCAGAAACCUGCAGUUUCUAUAAAGCAAGCUUCAGCUCAGACUCCUGUGUACUGCAUAGAGUUUAACUUCAAGCAACCUCAGCUUCUGGCAGCAGGGGAUGCCAGUGGCAUGCUGAAAAUAUGGCAGCUGAGUUCAGACUUUAUUCAACAGGGACCAAGGGAAAUGAAUCACCUUGAGCAGCUGGCAAAUGAAGUCACUGAUUGAGACACUAACAAACAGGCCAGUGUUAUCUGAAUCUUGCUACAGCAUAGGGUUGUUACUGUUUCUACCCAAAACUGGUCUGUAAAACACAUUCAUUACAUUGUAAUGGAGAGCAUGGUCGCUCCUAGUCACUCUUACCCUCAUUACCUGAAGCUAUGUAAUGAGCAGAAGAGAGUGUCUACUGGACUUUGUUUGAGUCACACUUGAAAUUGGUACUCAAGCAUCAAGAUGAUUAAACACAAGUUGAAAUUUUUGCUGCAGUUUGGACCAGUAACUUUUAUUGAAGCACACUGCAAUAUUUGUUGUUUUUCCUAAGAGUUUUAAGCUAAGCCGUUUAAGGUUACAUCAGAAAGCAGCAUUGAUUAUUGUACAACACAAAGAUGGAGAUGCAUGCAGGGCUACAGUUG
This is a messenger RNA of Chelonoidis abingdonii (Abingdon island giant tortoise), 2411 nucleotides long. It is a transcript of the gene DYNC2I2, whose product is annotated as dynein 2 intermediate chain 2. Gene Ontology annotation, biological process: intraciliary transport. The record is from RefSeq and is a predicted model, not a curated record. Gene Ontology annotation, molecular function: dynein heavy chain binding; dynein light chain binding. Gene Ontology annotation, cellular component: ciliary plasm; cytoplasmic dynein complex. NCBI's taxonomy places the organism in Eukaryota, Metazoa, Chordata, Testudines, Testudinidae.